Molecule: messenger RNA, 2157 nt
Organism: Carica papaya (papaya)
Lineage: Eukaryota; Viridiplantae; Streptophyta; Magnoliopsida; Brassicales; Caricaceae
Source: RefSeq, a predicted model, not a curated record
AUGGAGAAUUCUGAAAAGGCCAAGGACAUUUGGCAGUAUUCUUUGCCCAUUUUAGAGAUGUUUAUGAUCUUCAUUUUCAUUACAUGGCAAGCCAUUUAUUACAUUUGCAAGAGUGCCAGAAUGUCUCGUUUCACCUCUCAGAUUGCAGGUGGUGUUUUGCUGAGUCUUGUAUUUUUCCACAGCAACGAAAAGUUUCAAAACAUAUUCUUCCCCCAAGAUUACAGGAAAAACGUAAUUGGAACAAUGGGAUCAUUUGGUUACACCAUGUAUUGGUUUCUAAUGGGAGUGAAAAUGGAUUGGGGCAUAAUGUUUGGAACCAAAGGGAAGGCUGCAGUUCUUGGAAUUUCAUCUGUUCUAGGCCCCGUUAUUGUCAGCCAGUUAUCUUUUCCUUCUGAGUUCAACAAAUUCUUCACCAGCCUUGACGAAUCUGUCUUCAUUCUUUUCAUUCAAUCCCUCUCAGCUUUCCCAGUCAUUAUUUCUCUCAUCAACGAUUUGGGGAUGCAGAAUUCGGAGCUGGGUCGACUCGGAAUGUCUUCUGCCUUUGUCAGUGACAUGGUUGGUCUGCAACUUUCACUCAUCUUCAACUGCAUCAAACUCGGUAUUUCUAAUGCCCAAAAUGGAUGGAUUGACUUGGCAGCAAUGGCUGCUUUCCUACUUUUCGCUGUCUUUAUUUGGCGUCCCGCCAUGUUUUGGAUAAUUGGAAGAACACCUGAAGGUAGACCUGUGAGGAAGAUAUAUAUAUACGUCAUUCUUGCUGCUGUGUUUGCUUCUGGAGUUUACUGGGCUAUGUUUGAACAGUUUCUUCCCUUUGGUCCUUAUAUCCUGGGUUUGGCUCUUCCCGCUGGACCACCUCUGGGAUCUGCUUUGAUUGACAAGUUUGACUGCUUCAUCAAUGGUGUCUGGUUGCCUUUCUUUAUCACUUCAUCUUCCAUGAAUGUCGACAUGAAAUUAGCAAGAAAUUUCCGUCGAUUAAACUUGAUCCUUGUGGCAUUUGCAGCAAAGUUUUUUACGUGUUUGAUGUCCUGCAUAGCUUUCAGGAUGCCCUGGAAGGAUGCUGCUGCACUUUCACUUAUUAUGAACUACAAGGGCACUGUUGAGUUAGCCUCCUAUGCUUUCACGCACGACUUGAAUAUUGUGAAGAAAGAUUCUUUCACCACAAUCAUACUUUUCUUCAUGGUAACAUCUUACAUUCUACCGAUCUUGGUUCAAUUCCUUUACGAUCCAUCAAGAAAAUAUGCAGGCUAUCAGAAAAGAGACAUGCUUCAUUUAAAACCAAACUCGGAGCUAAGAAUCCUUGCAUGCAUUCAUAGACUCGACAAUAUAAUCCCCAUCAUUAAUCUCCUCGAAGCCUCAUAUCCAACAAAAGAAAGCCCGCUUGAUGUAAACAUUCUGCAUCUUAUCGAGCUGUCUGGUCAGGCUACUCCUCUCUUCAUUUCUCAUCAAAUGCAGAGCAAAUCAGUGGGUGCUCGCUCUUAUUCUGAAAACGUAAUAAUCUCCUUCAACUCAUUUCGAUCAAAUUACUGGGAUUCAGUUAAUGUGAAUUUGUUUACAUCAGUCUCCGCACCUGAACACAUGUACGAGGAUACUUGCAUGCUUGCCCUUGACAAACUCACCUCACUUAUUAUCCUCCCAUUUCAUCGAACAUGGUCACUCGAUGGAUCAGCUGUUAUAUCAGAGAGCAACACGAUAAGAACCCUAAAUUGCAGCGUCCUUGGAAGAGCACCUUGCUCAGUUGCCAUUCUCGUUGACCGUAAACGAUUAGGUCGCAGAAGCUUGGAGGAAUCAUCUUUCAGAUCUUGUAAAAUGUGUAUGGUCUUCUUCGGAGGAAAAGAUGAUAGAGAAGCACUGGUAUUAGCCAGACGCAUGGCAAAAGACUCAAGAAUCGAGAUGACUGUCCUAAGAUUCUGUUCAUCCAUGGAGGGAAGUGCUAACAUCAAUGAUUGGAACAGUAUGCUUGAUUCCACAGAACUAAGAGAUAUGAGGCAAAAUAAGAUAGAAAUUGGGAAAAGUGAUGAUAUGAAAAGUUGCUUUAAACUAGGUCUUGAAGAAUGGAGAGAGUUUCCAGAGCUGGGUGUCAUUGGAGAUCUGCUUGCUUCACCGGAUCUUGAUACUAAAGCGUCUGUUUUGGUGGUGCAACAUCAGAAGCAAAUGACAUAG